Molecule: messenger RNA, 1102 nt
Organism: Apaloderma vittatum (bar-tailed trogon)
Lineage: Eukaryota; Metazoa; Chordata; Aves; Trogoniformes; Trogonidae
Product: exocyst complex component 2
Exons: 9
Coding region: 26-1102 (358 amino acids)
Biological process (GO): exocytosis; Golgi to plasma membrane transport
Cellular component (GO): exocyst
Source: RefSeq, a predicted model, not a curated record
AGUUUUCAAUAACUGAAAAGACAUCAUGUCUCGAACACGGCAGCCCCCGCUUGUGACUGGCAUCUCUCCCAAUGAAGGCAUCUCAUGGACAAAAGUGACAAUUAGAGGAGAAAACUUGGGGACUGGGCCUACAGACCUCAUAGGUUUGACAAUCUGUGGGCACAACUGUCUGCUAACUGCGGAAUGGAUGUCUGCCAGUAAGAUUGUGUGUCGAGUCGGACAGGCUAAAAAUGACAAGGGAGACAUUAUUGUUACUACAAAGUCUGGUGGCAAAGGAACUUCAACUGUUUCCUUCAAACUACUUAAACCUGAAAAAAUAGGUAUCUUGGAUCAGUCUGCUGUCUGGGUGGAUGAAAUGAACUAUUAUGACAUGCGCACUGACAGGAACAAAGGGAUUCCCCCCUUGUCCCUACGUCCAGCUAAUCCGCUCGGUAUUGAGAUAGACAAAGGCAGAUUUCCUCAGAAAGACUUAGAGGCGUUGUUUCCUGGGAUGAGUGCUGAUUUCACUAGCGAAAACUUUUCUGCUGCCUGGUACCUGAUUGAGAAUCAUUCAACAACAAGUUUUGAUCAACUCAAAACAGCUGUUGUGAAUUUGAAGAAACAAGCCAAUAAGAAAAAUGAAGGGAGCCUGGCUUAUGUGAAAGGAGGUCUCAGCACAUUUUUUGAAGCACAAGACGCUCUGUCAGCAAUCCAUCAAAAACUGGAAGCGGAUGGAACGGAAAAAGUAGAAGGAUCCAUGACGCAAAAACUGGAGAAUGUACUGAACAGAGCCAGUCACACAGCAGAUACCUUAUUCCAAGAAGUGCUGGGUCGCAAGGACAAAGCUGAUUCAACAAGAAAUGCACUUAAUGUUCUUCAGCGUUUUAAAUUUCUUUUCAACCUUCCCUUGAAUAUUGAAAGAAAUAUUCAAAAGGGCGAUUAUGAUGUGGUUAUUAAUGACUACGAAAAAGCCAAGUCACUCUUUGGAAAGACAGAGGUUCAGGUAUUCAAAAAAUAUUAUGCUGAAGUUGAAACUGGAAUUCAAGCUUUAAGAGAACUUCUGUUGGAUAAGCUGCUGGAAACUCCAUCAACAUUGCAUGAUCAGAAACGUUAUAUAAGGUAA